AUGGCUCGAGAGAAAGAUUCCGUCGACGAUGGCUACAACAAACCCUCCAUUGUGGACACGGGAUAUGGCCGCGAAACGGAUCCCGAGAAAGGUCAAGACCUCCCAGCCUACCCGCAAGAACACAGUCGAAGACAAAGCACAAAAUACGACAACCGCAGCGACCCAUUCGGAGACGAAUCCGACGCCGAAGUCAAAUAUCGAACCAUGACCUGGUGGCAAGCCGCCGCAAUCAUGAUCGCAGAAACAAUCUCUCUCGGAAUCCUCUCCUUACCCUCGGUCCUCGCAUCAAUAGGUUUAGUCCCCGGGAUAAUCCUCAUAAUCGGUCUCGGCGUCAUCGCAACCUAUACUGGUUACACAAUGUAUCAAUUCAAACUCGUAUACCCUCACGUGCACAACCUGGCAGAUGUCGGCGAGAUUUUAUUCGGGGGUGCUGUGGGAAGAGAGAUUUUGGGUGCUGCGCAAGUGAUAUUCUUGACGUUUACGAUGGGGAGUCAUGUUUUGACUUUUACGAUUGCUUUGAAUGCGAUUACGGGGCAUGUGACGUGUACGAUUGUUUGGUCGGUGGUUGGGACGGUUGUGUUGUUUCUUCUGACUUUGCCGAGGACUUUGAGGAAAGUUUCGUAUUUGUCGAUUAUAUCUUUCAUAUCCAUUCUCAGCGCGGCGAUGAUCACAAUGAUCGGAGUCGGAAUUACGCGACCAGAUCCAAUCGUCCAAGCCACGGUCAAAGUCGGCUUCGCAUCUGCGUUCCAGAGUGUGACGAAUAUCAUCUUUGCUUACGCUGGUCACGUUGCGUUCUUCACAUUCAUAUCUGAGUUGAAGAACCCCAAGGACUUCCCGAAAGCUCUAAUUUGCUUGCAAGCGUGGGACAUCAGUUUGUAUGUCAUAGUGGCGAUUGUGGUGUAUCGCUAUACGGGUCCAGAUGUUGCAAGCCCGGCAUUAGGAAGCGCUUCACCAGUCGUCACCAAGGUCGCUUAUGGAAUUGCCCUGCCGACUAUUCUGAUUGCAGGCGUGAUUUACGCACACGUUGCUGCCAAAUACAUCUACGUUCGUAUAUUCCAGGGCACCAAGCAGAUGUCGACGACCACUUUUCUCGCUGUCGGGACCUGGGUUGGGAUCAUCGCUGUCCUAUGGGUGGUUGCUUGGGUCAUCGCCGAGAGUAUCCCGGUCUUCAACGAUCUUUUAUCUCUGAUCUCAUCGCUGUUUGCGUCCUGGUUUACGUAUGGCUUGUCGGGUACUCUGUGGCUAUUCAUCAACCGUGGGCAGUGGUUCAAGAACCGGCGUAAGAGUUCACUGACCGUAGCGAACACUAUGAUCUUCCUACUCGGUGCAGCGAUCUGUGGCAUCGGACUGUAUGCUAGUGGGAAAGCGAUCAAGGAAGACUCUGGGAGCGGGCAUAGCUGGAGUUGCGCGGACAAUUCAAAGAGCGGCUAG
This is a messenger RNA of Pseudocercospora fijiensis CIRAD86, 1431 nucleotides long. RefSeq lists its product as uncharacterized. Gene Ontology annotation, molecular function: amino acid transmembrane transporter activity. Gene Ontology annotation, biological process: amino acid transmembrane transport. Gene Ontology annotation, cellular component: vacuolar membrane. Bases 1 to 1431 code for a protein of 476 amino acids. NCBI's taxonomy places the organism in Eukaryota, Fungi, Ascomycota, Dothideomycetes, Mycosphaerellales, Mycosphaerellaceae. The transcript has 3 exons. The record is from RefSeq and is a predicted model, not a curated record.